Molecule: messenger RNA, 1124 nt
Organism: Malus domestica (apple)
Lineage: Eukaryota; Viridiplantae; Streptophyta; Magnoliopsida; Rosales; Rosaceae
Product: probable non-specific lipid-transfer protein 2
Biological process (GO): systemic acquired resistance
Molecular function (GO): fatty acid binding
Source: RefSeq, a predicted model, not a curated record
UGGGUGAUUAUGGUUGGGUAGUUCAAUACUUAACCGUGCUUUAGCGGUUUUUCUUCAGUGCAAAUGCACCGCAGUCUUUCACACCAUCCCACUACUUGCUUUGCUCUUUAGAAGUGGUAGCUUGGAUCUCUGGACUGGUUUAACACUGAUUGAACGUAGUGUGCAAAGAAGCACCAAAGAAAAACCGAUGAUGUACAGGGUAUCGGUCUAAUUCUUAUAGGUCUAAUUAGUCUAGAGAAACAGAUUGAGGUAGGAAUAGGAUGUAGUGGUGGAGAUUUGUGAGAUUGAUUGCUGCUGUGUUAUCUGUUGCAAAAGAAAUUCCCUUGUGCGCCUCUUCUCUGAAAUGACAAAAGUAAUGGAAUGGUGGCAAGCACUUUAGUUAGAGGUGAUAAUUUUCAUUGGCCUAAAGUCGCCAGGUAAUCGAGAUCCAUUUCUGAAGGAGUAGGUGCGGCAAUAAACAAAGCAUGCCUCCUUCCAGUGCUACCUCCACUAUGCCUUGUGGGUUUCGUCUUUCGGUAACUAAUCAAGUGUCUUUUGAGCUGCCUAUUGCUGUAUAAAAGCAGGAAGUCGAGAAGUGUUUUCUGCACUGAAUUGAAGAAAUGGAAGCUCCAAUGAAGUACAUUUGCCUCAUGGUGUUUCUUGCAAUUCUCGGCAUAAGUCAGUUUAAUGGGGCAUAUGGGGCUGGUGAGUGUGGAAAAUCUAGUCCUGAUAGCGAAGCUUUGAAGCUGGCUCCCUGUGCAUCAGCAGCACAGGAUGAAAAGGCUCCAGUUUCCGCUAGUUGCUGUAGCCAGGUAAAAAGGAUAGGCCAGAACCCUAGCUGCCUCUGUGCCGUGAUGCUUUCAAAUACUGCUAAGAUGUCGGGAGUGAAACCAGAAAUUGCUGUUACCAUUCCAAAACGUUGUAACAUUGCUGAUCGUCCCGUGGGUUUCAAGUGUGGAGCUUAUACACUGCCCUGAAGACGCUGAAGUCGCUGAUGGUGCCUGGUACAAGGACUGUGAACGAGUACUGGAGAUUGUAUCUCAUUAUCUCUGUAACUAGGUUUCAUCUAGCGUUUCACUGUGACAUGUUGAUCCAGAUACCCUAAAUAAUAAAUAAAUUGUUGAUGUUUUAACCGUCUUUAAGAA